This is a messenger RNA of Scomber japonicus (chub mackerel), 2370 nucleotides long. Its product is annotated as E3 ubiquitin-protein ligase TRIM39-like. The record is from RefSeq and is a predicted model, not a curated record. The coding region runs from base 106 to 2370 and encodes 754 amino acids. Lineage: Eukaryota; Metazoa; Chordata; Actinopteri; Scombriformes; Scombridae. Gene Ontology annotation, molecular function: protein binding; zinc ion binding. The transcript is spliced from 7 exons.
CGGUCGACGGAAGUCUCUACUUCAUUCUUCACCAAGAGCACAGAAUUUCCACGACACUCAAAUUAGCAGCUGACUUCAAUCACUGGAGCUUCACUCAGAGAGAAAAUGGCUUCUGGACAAGAAAAUUAUCUCUCCUGUCCCGUUUGUCAUGACAUCUUUAUAGAUCCUGUUAUCCUGACAUGCGGCCACAGCUUCUGUAAAGUCUGUCUGCAGAGAUGGUGGAGAGCGAAACAAGAGCAGGAGUGUCCAAUUUGUAAGACAGUAUCUGGAAGUAACAACCUGCCCUGUAACUUGGCGUUAAAGAACCUUUGUGAGGCCUUUUUACUAGAGAGAGAUCAAAUAUCUUCAGCAGGGUCUGAGCCUCUCUGCAGUUUGCACUCUGAGAAACUCAAACUCUUCUGUCUGGACCAUAAGCAGCCAGUGUGUGUUAUCUGCAGAGAUUCAAAAACACACAACAACCACAGAUUCAGACCCGUUGAUGAAGCUGCACAGGAUCACAAAGAGGAGCUCCAUGAAUCCCUGAAGCCCUUACAGGAGAAACUGAAGCUCUUUAAAGAAAUGAAAGGAAACUGUGAUCAAAUAGCAGAAUACAUUAAGGUCCAGGCCAGAGACACAGAGAGGCAGAUUAAGGAGCAGUUUAAGAAGCUUCAUCAGUUUCUACAAAAGGAAGAGGAGGCCAGGAUCUCUGCUCUGAGGGAGGAAGAGGAGCAGAAGAGUCAGAUGAUGAAGGAGAAGACUGAGGCUUUGACCACAGAGAUAGCAGCUCUUUCAGACACAAUCAGAGUCACAGAGGAGAAACUAAGAGCUGAAGACGUUUCAUUCCUGCAGGACUACACGACUGCAGUAGAAAGAGUCCAGCAGUGCCCCCUGCUGGAUGAUCCAGAGCUGGUCUCAGGAGCUCUGAUAGACGUGGCUAAACACCUGGGCAACCUGACCUACAACAUCUGCAACAAGAUGAAGAAAAUGGUCUCCUUCACUCCUGUGAUCCUGGAUCCAAACACUGCUCAUCCAGAACUGAUCCUGUCUGAAGAUCUGACCACUGUGAGAUGUGGAGAGAGACAGAAGCUUCCUAAAAACCCAGAGAGGUUUGAUUUCUAUCCCUCUGUCCUGGGCUCUGAGGGUUUUAACUCAGGGAUUCACACAUGGGAUGUUGCGGUUGUGGACAGUACAAACUGUUAUAUCGGUGUAGCAACAGAGUCUGUCCAAAGAAAGUCAACCAUACAGGACAUAAAAGAGUGCAUCAAGUCUGGAUUAUGGGCAGUACUGCUCAGUAAAGAUGAAUAUGCAGCAUUGUCCCCACUGCAAAUCUCCACUGUUUUCUUAGUGAAGGACAAGGAACUGCAGACAAUCAGAGUUCAUCUGGACUACAACAAAGGAAAACUGUCAUUCUCUGACCCUGAUACUAACACGCACAUACACACCUUCACACACACUUUUACUGAGAGAGUAUUUCCAUACAUUACCGCUUUGGAUGAACUCUCAAUGAAGAUAUUACCCAUGGCCUCUGAUGAUGAUGAUGAUGAUGAUGAUGAUACCAGUGGACCUAGUACAUCUUCAGCCUCAGGUGUACCCUAUCUAAGGCUCUCAUGGAUCUCAAGGCUCUCAAGGCUCUCAGAUCUCAUGGGCUAUCUACAUAACUCUGAGAGGCAGAUUAAGGAACAGUUUCUACAAGAGGAAGAGGAGGCCAGGAUCUCUGCUCUGACGGAUGAAGAGGAGUGGAAGAGUCAGAUGAUGAAGGGGAAGAUUGAGGGUCUGUGUAAAGAGAUAGCAGCUCUUUCAGACACAAUCAGAGUCACAGAGGAGAAGCUGAAAGCUGAAGACGUUUCAUUCCUGCAGAACUACAAGACUGCAGUGGAAAGAGUCCAGCAGCACCCCCUGCUGGAUGAUCCAGAGCUGGUCUCAGGCGCUCUGAUAGAUGUGGCCAAACACCUGGGCAACCUGACAUUUAACAUCUGGAACAAGAUGAAGAAGACAGGCUCUGAGGGCUUUAACUCAGGGACUCAAAGCUGGGAUGUUGAGGUUGGAGAUAGUACAGACUGGAUAGUCGGUGUGGCAGCAGAGUCUGUCCAAAGAAAGGGACACACAGACAUUAAGUUGGGUUUAUGGGCAGCUAAGUUCAGUCAAGAAGAAGCUCUGAUAGAUGUGGCCAAACACCUGGGAAACCUGACCUUCAACGUCUGGAACAAGAUGAAGGAGACAGUCUCCUUCACUCCUGUGAUUCUGGAUCCAAACACUGCUCAUCCAAGACUCUACGUCUCUGAAGAUCUGACCUGUGGACUCACAGCUGGGAUGUUGAGGUUGGAGACAGUACAGGUUGGUAUGUUGGUGUGGCACCAGAGUCUGUCCAAAGAAAGGAACAUACAGACAUAA